Molecule: messenger RNA, 3518 nt
Organism: Topomyia yanbarensis
Lineage: Eukaryota; Metazoa; Arthropoda; Insecta; Diptera; Culicidae
Product: dentin sialophosphoprotein
Exons: 8
Coding region: 416-1759 (447 amino acids)
Source: RefSeq, a predicted model, not a curated record
CAUAGCAUUCGAUAGGCAAGUGUUGUGGAGUAAAGUUGCGCGCUGGUGCUGCUGCUGUCGCUGCUGUGUGUUCCCCCCGAUUCGAAAAAAAAGAUACGAAAAACAAAAUCGCGCGGUGUGUACGGCGGUGAAGAUCGAACAGUAGUAGAUCGUGUGUAGAGUAGCGAUCGGUGUGUCCCUUGCUGGCUGGCAUCGCUGGUGUUACUCUUGAAGUGUCUCUCUAGCGAGCAAGUUGAUUUUCCAGAGGCGACCAACCCCCGUCCCGGGAGGAGAAGAAACGGAAAUUAAUAUCAUUAGCUCGUAGUGUUCCUAUUUAUUCUCCACACGCACACAUACACGUCUCUCUCCCCGCGUUCCUUCCUCACCCUAGCCUGUAGUGUACCUGAUAGAUAACAAACACAAAUAAUUAAAAAAAAUGAGGAACCUGCUGAUAGUGACAACCGUGAUAUGCAGCGUCCUGCUGGUGACGGUGAUGGCUGUGCCUGUGCCGGAAGCGCGACCCGAUCCAGAACCUGCACCCGCACCGGAACCAAAGACCGACAUAGAACUGAUGAAGAUACCGCUGGACGACGAAAAGGAACUAGACGUCAUCACACUGGUCGACUCUGGUGACCAGAAAAUCAACGAGCGAAACAAGCGAACGAUUGGCAUUCUCCGGGAGCUGUUCCCAACCCUGUCUCAGAUUCUGGAUCAGAAAAUCCAGAUGAUCACGUCCUAUUUGUUCCGAACAAUAGGACCGAUUCUUCUGCGCAGCGGACUGGGAGGCGGAGCUGGCGGUGCAAAUGCCGGCGGUCGCGGUACUGCCGACGAUGAUUUCGAUGAUGAUUUUGAUGAUGAUGAUGACACCGAUAAGAACGUGUCCAGCGACGAUGGCCGUAAAGUGAGCAUUUCACUGCCGACCUUCCCACCGAGCAGCGAUGACGACGAUGAGAAGUCAAGCACUACUGACAGUACCAGCACUACCGAGGCUGACGAUAAUGAUAUUCGUAAACGCUCUGUACUGAUGGCCGUGCUUCCUAGUGCAGUGAAUUCCCUAGCCUCCUCGUCACCAUCGUCGUCCUCCCUGCCGGUGGGGAAGUCGAGCGGUGAGGUGUCAACUACGGCGUUUAGCGAAACUGUAGCACCUAGCACAAUACUCAACAAUGGUGGCUCGAGUGCCGAGCAGACACCAGCUACCACAUUAAAAACACAAGAAAGCACCGAUUCCAACGUGAUCAACGGCAACUCCGAGAACAUGAACACACUGGAAUCGCUGGAUCUGGCCGGGCUGAGUGACACCCUAAAUGCGAUUCGCGUGGCUCGUGCCACCAACAAGGACGCCAAAGCGGUAGCCGAUUCCGAUGAUCAGAAGGCAGCCGAAUCGUCAGCCAAGAGCUCUGCCCUGGACGAACUGUCGCUGGACUCCGAAGGCACCGACGAGGAUCGUAACAAGAGGUUCUUGUCUUUUGGUGGAUCCUCGGGUGGAGCCGGAGGUUCCGGAAACUUCCUAUUCGACAUCAUUCGUCUCGUCUCGGGUAGCUCCGGAACCGAGCACAGCGACGAGAAGGCUAACUCACCCGAUGAUCAUGACAACGAGCAUGAUCACGAGCUCGGCAAAGGUGACGGUUACACCGAAGGUAUUCCCGGACCGGUGACCCGUUUGUUUGUGCUCGCCAACCGUGGCCUGUCCAAUUUGAUCCAAGAUCUGAUCCUGCGAAUCGCACAAACCAGUGAACGAGUGGUUAACUUCAAAGCACGUCUGAUUACGUCACUCAUCUAAGCCAGAGAUCCUCGCUCACACACAUACACGAACACACUUUCCUCUAUCCAUCUCGUAAAGAAUCGCAUCAUUUACCCCCUGAAUCACUUAGCUCAAAUUUUAAUCUUAAUUCGUUUUCUCGCUUGGUGAAUAAAUGAACAGAACAAAAACAGUCAAUUCCUCAGUAGUUUAAAAUUUGUAUGUUUUUGUGUCUAAAACUUAAUAUGGUUUUGGCUUGAGUUUAACCUGUUCGUGGCCACAAACUGUUUUCGUAGUAAGAAACAUGACACUUUGACCUAUCUAAGUAGGCAUUGCCCUGAAACGACACGAAGCAGUUAAGGUUAGACUGUCAAACUAAAGACGAGAGUGUGCGUACUAGCUCAACAUACUACUAACUAAUACAAAUAAAAUGCUACACAAAGCAAUGGAAUGAGACAAAGUUUAUAAGGCUGGAAAUGGAAACACGUGUUUAUUUGUAUUAUAUUUUAUUUCAAUUUUCAUACUCUGUCGCUAUAGCAAUUAUAAUUAAUAAUACUCUCUUCACUUACUCGCUUCCACAUCUAGAUAGCACUGCCAGACCAAAAGUACUAGAAUUAGAUGAAGGAAAAUUUUCUCAAGGGUUGUCAGAAACCGAAAUCUUUCUUUUCAACGUAAUUUGAAUCAUUGCGCCCUUAGUUUUUUUUUAACUUACAGGCACUUAGCUCACAGCCAUGCGUAAAAUUUGUGUAAAUCCGCGUCUAUCUAUAAAAAGUCCAAAGUUGACAUUAGAAAUUGCUUUGCGAAAACACAAUCCUCCCUUUCCUUCAUACACCGAAUUUGCUCAAAACAAGGUUGUGUAAAUACUUCAAAUCUAGCCUCAAAUCUUUUCUGCGCUCUGCUAACCUAAGACUAACACACUUGAAUUGCUCAAAAUCGUAAUUUUCCAAUGCAUUCUAUGUAAAUUAAAUCUAUUCUAAGGUGUAGAAUAAAAAUUUUGUUUUGCAGUAACUUUUCCGCCACUUAUUAAUAUUCUCUAAACAAAGCGGUGAGAAACCACCAAACUGUGCUUUUUUGUAAAUAUUGUACCUAAAUUCGCAACAUUCCACCAAUUAGGAUCACAUGCAUCUUGUAAUUCUCAUUACGAAAUGAAUAUUCCAGGAUACAUUCAGAGACCUGGGCGUGUGAAGGGUUGCAUUCUUUAUUUUUGAUUUUCCCUUAUUUUAUCUCAUCACCAUUUUUUUUAUUUACAUGAUUGAGAGAGAAUGUAAUGAAUCUGCUACUACUAGGUAAGAGAAAGAGAGUUAGGGUGUAGGAGAGAAUAAGAACUACAUUUUCUGUCCCUUUUAUUUGUUAAUCUGUUAAAAAGAAACUCGGUGUAUUUUCAGAUAUUUAGAUCUUGUCAUUCAGUAACUAUUGUAAAUAGAGUUUAUUUUUCUUUUGUACUAUUGCUAUUCUCUCUAUUGCUACUCUGCAUUUUUUUCAAAUAAAUCUGUAUAAAGAUACUUGGACAGAAAAGAAAAAAACUGAAAAACAUACUACAAAAUGAUACUUCAAGCUACACGAUCUAUCAGACCCAAUAUUAAUAGGCGGAAGGAAACAAUGUUAACAUGUAGAAUUAGAAAGUGAUUUUCAGCUGCUUUGGCAACAAAAUUCAUAGGAAUGUAGACAACUUUAUAAGGAUGAAUGACAAACGUAUCGAAACUAAAAAAAAUACAUAUAUAUGGUCAUUUGAACAGGUGGCUGCUUGUUUAGACAAACUAGAAAGGAAUAAAUUCGAUAGACGAUUAUGUAUUUAAUGUAA